ACAACCAGUCCUACUCAACAGUCGCAUCAUACGCAGCUAUACGACCUAUUGAAACAGCACAACAACGACAGCGGCAUACAUUAACAUUACGCACGAGAUACAAGAUACGUACCCGCAACACCUAAUUCGCACAUCGACAUACCAACAUACACAUACCCAUACCCAUACGCAUAUAGCGGCCGCAAUGGACGCCCCGCCCGCGCACCGCAAAAUCGAACUCCAGUCCCCCGCGGACAUGCUCUACCUUGUCGCCAACGCGCGGACGGCGGCUCGCGAGAAGCUCGAUCUGCAUUUCCCGCCCGCCGCGGCGCCGCCCACGGGCGAGCCGGAUGCGCUGAGAAGUAGGGUGGAGGAAUUAGUUGAUGGGUACAUCCUUCAGACUUUUGGCCUGGCAAAAAGCAACAUUAGCAUCAACGGCAUGGACGUGGACUCGUCGCCCGAACUCGCAGGCCUAUGGACAGGCAACGGAACGGGCAACGGCCCAGAAGGAAGAGAAAUUGAGGACGAGAAAAAAUCAGAAUACGAACCAUUCGACACCCGUCUUUCGUCUCGGUUACAAUCUCUCUCUGCCGCGCUCGAGCGCGAAACCCUCGCCCUCGCCGCCCUGCGUCGCGAAGCCCCUGCCCGCGCAGCAGCCGCAUAUCUCGACGCCGAGCGCAAAGCACAAGAAGAAGACGACCUCUACGAGGCUUGUCUGAACGAUGCUACAUCAGGCAGUCGCCAGUUAAAUAAGUCAAACGGGACGAAGACAAAUGCACGGAAUGGCCGGAGCAACACAGCCGCCGGAGACGGAGACGGUAACGGAGACGUGGAAAUGACCGGCACCGGCACCGGCCUUAGCACUGAUGAAAACGAACAUACACCUUCAUCUAAUGGCACGACAAUAUCAGACAUCAAACGUGCUCUCAAUAUAAAUAGUCGGAAACGCCCGAUUGACUUGUUCGACAUGUAUCUCGACAAUGAGAACAAUAAUAAUGGCGAGUCCCGAGCUCGGCGAAGACAUGUACGAGAAGGCGCAGAAGCGGAAGAACAUGAUCCCGAGCGGAUCGCGGCGCAGAAACAAGCGUGGGAUCGAGAAAGUAAUCUGCGCAUCCAGGAAAUGGCGCGCAUGUAUGAGCGUGCGCUCGGCACGUUGGUUGCGGAAAAGGGUAAAGUCACGGGCACAGUGGCGCGGUGUGAACGUGCCCGCCGAGCGGGGGAGUAUGUUGAUGGGAUGAAGUAG
Molecule: messenger RNA, 1222 nt
Organism: Xylona heveae TC161
Lineage: Eukaryota; Fungi; Ascomycota; Xylonomycetes; Xylonales; Xylonaceae
Exons: 3
Coding region: 185-1222 (345 amino acids)
Biological process (GO): mitotic sister chromatid segregation
Cellular component (GO): MIS12/MIND type complex; kinetochore
Source: RefSeq, a predicted model, not a curated record